Messenger RNA from Aspergillus nomiae NRRL 13137, 1017 nucleotides. RefSeq names its product DUF3405 domain-containing protein. Bases 1 to 1017 code for a protein of 338 amino acids. The record is from RefSeq and is a predicted model, not a curated record. Lineage: Eukaryota; Fungi; Ascomycota; Eurotiomycetes; Eurotiales; Aspergillaceae. The transcript has a single exon.
AUGCCCACGCAGUAUUUUGCACAGCAGCAUCCGGAAUAUGACUACUAUUGGAACUGGGAGAUGGAUGCGCGCUACACUGGUCACUGGUAUCAUCUCUUCGACAAGGUUGCGAGCUGGGCCCGGGCGCAGCCACGGAAGGAGCUGUGGGAAAGGAAUGCUCGCUUUUAUGUCCCUGAUGUCCAUGGAACCUGGGAAGAUUUCAAACACAUGGUACGGGUGCAGACUGAGAUUGGGACCAACAGCCCUAACAACUUAUGGAGUGCGCCCCGACCCGGGCAGGACCAGUCCUCAGGAGAUAAAGCUCGUCUUCAUCAACAGGGAGAUAAAGCUGUCUGGGGUCCGGACCGGCCUGACGAACGCGAUAUCCUUGAAGUUGAGGGAGAAGGAAUCCCACCGACCACGAUGGACAAGGAUCGGUACGACUGGGGGGUCGAUGAGGAAGCGGACUUGAUCGUUUUCAACCCUCUCUACGACCCCGAAGGAACAAGCUGGCUCCUCCGCGACGACGUGACAGGAUACAACAAGGAUAACGGCAUGCCCCCACGUCGUGCGGCUAUUAUCACCGCGUCCAGACUCUCGCGCAAACUGUUGCACACCAUGCACCAGGAGAUGGUUCACAAACGCCACAGUAUGUUUUCCGAGAUGUGGCCUGCCACCACCGCCUUACACCACGGGUUCAAGGCAGUCUACGUGCCCCAUUCUGUCUAUAUCGACCGGAGAUGGCCGACUAAAUACCUCGAGUCCGUGUUCAAUGCAGGCCGCAACGGCGCAUCGGGCGGUGCCAGAACAUCCAUUUUCGGAGACCGCGAGCACAACUUCAGGGGCACUACGUGGUUCUACUCGGCCGGAUUCUCGCCGAACCUCUGGAGACGCUGGCUGGGCUACAAGGUCGACAACGACGGUGGUGAGCUGGCUGAACUAGCCGGUGAAGGCAGAAUGUGUCUUCCUCCUAUGCUUCUCCAUCCUGUCAAGGAUGUGGAAAUGAUAAUCGACGACGGUGCCAAGGAAGGCGAGUAG